AACAAGGCAGCAAAGCCAGAAUAGCCAGAGUCCCUUUCAUGUACAUGCGCUUGUGUUUGUUUGAGGGCAUCCCUUUUAGGUCGGUUUUAGAAGUGAAACCAAAGGGAUCACCAGCAUUUUUCGGGAGUUCCCCUAUUUUAACACGCAGCCAUGUGCAGCAAAUCCAAUUGGUGGCAGUCCAAUCUCAUGCAAAUAGCACUGAGGCCAGCGGCAAUCGCCUGCGCCAUGCUCCAACUGGCUACGGAGGAUUUCGAGCUUGACAAUUGGCCUCCAAAUGGCUACGAUGUUUAUGAAGGAACCUCCUCAAAAGUUGUUGGUGGACAUGGUUGUGCGGAACCGCGUGGAUGUUGACUUCAACCAAGCUGCGGCUGCCAUUGUUGGUUGUGUGGGAUCUUGCGGCAAUUCGAGCCCUCCUAAAUUGCCUAAAUGUCGACUGCUCGAGUGCAAAGGGAGCAUGAA
This is a messenger RNA of Effrenium voratum, 459 nucleotides long. The record is from the annotation of a GenBank genome assembly. NCBI's taxonomy places the organism in Eukaryota, Dinophyceae, Suessiales, Symbiodiniaceae.